This is a messenger RNA of Ailuropoda melanoleuca (giant panda), 4861 nucleotides long. It is a transcript of the gene GPATCH2, whose product is annotated as G-patch domain containing 2. Bases 118 to 1248 code for a protein of 376 amino acids. The record is from RefSeq and is a predicted model, not a curated record. The transcript is spliced from 6 exons. Lineage: Eukaryota; Metazoa; Chordata; Mammalia; Carnivora; Ursidae. Gene Ontology annotation, molecular function: nucleic acid binding.
UCUGCUUCCGGAAGCUCAGCUCAAAAUGCUGAACUGCUUCUGGAAGUCGCUGGUGCAGUGGUAGUUGGAGUCUGUUCUCGGGCUUGAGCCUCGAGGCCAGGCUCCUGGGUGUCGUUAAUGUUCGGGGCCGCCGGGCGCCAACCGAUCGGAGCUCCAGCCGCCGGGAACAGCUGGCAUUUCAGUCGAACCAUGGAAGAACUGGUUCAUGAUCUUGUCUCUGCAUUGGAGGAGAGCUCAGAGCAAGCUCGAGGUGGAUUUGCUGAAAUGGGCGAUCAUUCUCGAAGUAUGUCUUGUCCUCUGAAGCGCCAGGCCAGGAAAAGGAGAGGGAGAAAACGAAGGUCAUAUAAUGUUCAUCACCCAUGGGAGCCUGGCCACUGCUUAAGUGAAGGCACUGAUUCUAGUUUAGAAGAACCAAGCAAAGACUACAGAGAGAAUCACAAUAAUAAUAAAAAAGACCAUAGUGACUCUGAUGACCAAAUGUUAGUGGCUAAGCGCAGGCCAUCAUCAAACUUAAACAAUAAUGUACGAGGAAAAAGACCUCUAUGGCACGAAUCGGAUUUUGCCAUGGACAACCUUGGGAACAGAACUCUGCGCAGAAGGAGAAAGGUAAAACGCAUGGCAGUGGACCUCCCACAGGACAUCUCUAACAAACGGACAAUGACCCAGCCCCUUGAAGGCUGUAGAGAUCAGGACAUGGACAAUGAUAGAGCUUAUCAAUAUCAAGAGUUUACCAAGAACAAAGUCAAAAAAAGGAAAUUGAAAAUAAUUAGACAAGGGCCAAAAAUCCAAGAUGAAGGAGUAGUUUUAGAAAGUGAGGAAAUAAGCCAGACCAGUAAGGACAAAAUGGACUAUGAAGAGCAAAAAGUCUCAGAUGAACUCAUGAGUGAAAGUGAUUCCAGCAGUCUCAGCAGCACUGAUGCUGGUUUAUUUACCAAUGAUGAGGGAAGACAAGGUGAUGAUGAGCAGAGUGACUGGUUUUAUGAGAAGGAAUCAGGUGGAGCCUGUGGCAUCACUGGAGUUGUGCCCUGGUGGGAAAAGGAAGAUCCUACCGAGCUAGACAAAAAUUUGCCAGAUCCUGUCUUUGAAAGUAUCUUAACUGGUUCUUUCCCUCUUAUGUCGCAUCCGGGAAGAAGAGGUUUCCAAGCUAGACUCAGUCGCCUUCAUGGAAUACCUUCCAAGAACAUUAAAAAAUCAGGAGGGACCACAACUUCAAUGGCUACAAACUGGACCAGUGAGAUUCCCCUAUAAACCAAAUCUUCUAAUGCUAAUAAAUUAGUUACGUUUUGAACAUCUGGGGAAUGACAUUCGAGGGAACCUGGCUCCUGUCCUCUUCCCCUGGAGAAAUAUCAUUGAAGUGAGAGCCUCUUUGAUGAAAAGAUGGGGCUGUUUUUACUGGAGGACUGGUAUUCUUCCUUUAGUCAGAAGUGAACCUGGUUGGGGAGGCUUUCUAGGGAUCUAGGUUGGCCCAGGGUGGGUAGAACUACUGUAAAUUUUAUAUAUUUUUCUCUUUUUAUGAUUUUUUUUUGCAUUGAAUCCAUUUGUGUAUUACUUGCUUUGCCAAAAUGCUAACAAAAGCUAGGAAAUGAAAAACUUCCAGAUCUCACAUAAGUAUUCCUUAAUGUUUAUAUUGUGACUGGUUAAGAACUAAUUUUUACAUAUCUGACUGUUGUAAAUAAACAUGAUGCAUUGACAUUUAUGGCUCGUUUUUAGAGAAGUCUUAUAUAACCAGCAUUAUUUAAAAUAUUUGCAUUUUACUCAGGGUAUUUUAACAAGGGCUAAGAUGAGUAGUAGGUAAGGUUGAUAAUCUUUACUAGAAUUUGUUUUGUUCACUUUGCUUUCUUGGAAAAUCUGCUCUGUAUUGCAAACCUAUUGUAUUUUAUAGUAUAGCGUUCAUUGUACUACAAAAAAUCAUCCUAGUUUUUUAAGCUAACUACAGUGAUAACUAGUCUGUGCUAGUAGAAUCAUUUACUAUUACUUUUUAAAUUAUCUGCUUUGUCUGAUACCUGAAACCACUCAAAAUUAUUUUGGCUUAGAGCUUAUGGAAAUCAUGUGAAAGCUGGUAUUUCAACUAAUACUGUAUGCCUCUGAAUCAUAUUGUCAUGUUUAAAAGUGAGAUCUGCUUGCACAUCCUUGGCAGACCAUAUGUGUCACCGUGAGUGUCAGAAAUACUUGCAUGAGCUCAUUUUCACAAGCAGAGGGGGAAAUGUAACAUUUCUAUUGAUGGUAUAAUUUAAACACUCUACAACGUUCAGGCCAUUUGAAUUCUUCAAAAUGGUAUAUUAAAAUGAUGAAUAUUUUUUAUUAACUUCCAAUAAUUGAUGAAAACUGUGAUUUAACACCUGUAUUUUUAUAUUGUUGUUUGGAUUAAUUGUUAAUUCAGCAUUUAAUGGCUAACUUAAAUAUGAUGAUUGGGAAAGAAACUUAAAGUUGACGUUUCUUUUACCUAAAGUAAAGGUAUUACAAUCUGAAAGAUUUCAGAAAAUGCAUUAAGCGGAAAGUGUGUGUGUGACAUCUUUUAGAUUGCUUGUCUAAACUGGAGAGAUUAAAUAUGAUAAAGUGCAACUUUGAGUAUCUUUACCUUUGCAUAUUUAAAGUGAUAUUUUAGAGGUACAAUAAUGUGGUGUUGGUCAUUGUAAGUAAGCUUUUUUGUGCUAUGUCAUUUGGAGUAAAAAUUUGUGAUUUUUUUUCUAAAUUACAUAAAUGCUUUUAUUUUAUUUUGUAUAAUGACUGUCUUUUAGAUCUGAAUAAGUCACUUUAAAACCUUGGCCUAUGAACUUUGCCUUACCAAUCAUGAAUCUAGAUGAAUGCUAUCUAGUUCUUGGUUCAGUUUUACCUAUUCUUAUUUUUGGUUCACUGCUUGCUUGAGCAUAGCUGGGAUUUGUAGCCCAUUUUCUAGGCUUAUUGCAAUCUCACUGUGGUAUUUUAUAGAAGCUAUUACAUCUGAUAGGCUAGCUUCAUGGUAUUGAUGAUACAUGGCUUAACCAUAGUAAAAGCUGCCUUCCCUCUCUAAAUUGUAAAAAGGUGAUUAAGUUUCACUUGAUGGAGAUAUACUAUAUAUGUGUGUUUAUUAUGGAACUAGUGCAUUAGGCCAUAAACUGUUUUCCUGGUCUACAUUUUUUUGUAUUCAAAUUUUACUGAAGACAGUGGGCUCCUUCAGGUUUUCUUUCUUUCAAUCCUGAAUUGUCCUUGUUUGGAUUUUUAAGUACUGUAAUUUUUUUUUUUCAAUAAAAUAUCUGACUUGGACAAGAAAGGUAAGAGUUCCAAUUUGUGCUGAUAUUUUUAAAUUCCUCUGCUAAGUUUUGUUGUUGUUGCUUGUUCAUCCAUACUGUAUGUAACAGUCUAGUCUUAAAAAUCAUAAUCUCACAAAACAGUCAUAUUUAAACAGUACCCAUGACAUCAAGGAAUAAGAAUGAAAUUUAAUUCCUUAGACUUUCACACCGGAAAGCCAGAUCUCUUUGAAGAGAGAUUAAUUUUCUGAGCAAAGUCAAACACAUGUAGCUACAACCCAUGAAACAGAAUGGCAACAAAAGUUUCCUUUCUCUUAUGCAGAUGAGUAAUGACUGCACAGAUAUAGUGAUGACCUUUGAAGAAAAUGACAGAAGAAUCUUUCACUGAAAUAUUAAUGGAUACAUUCUUGAGGGAAAAGUUUUCAAUUGAAUUUUUCAUUUUUCACCAUAGUUAUUUUCUCUAAAGUCGCCCUGAACACUAAUUGGCAAAUACUGAACAAUUGCUCCUAAGGGAAAUACCAGGUUCGGUUCCUGUGAGCCUCUGGUCACGACAUUUUUAUCAGUCAAUCAAUACAUAACUUUUUUUUGCAUAUCUUUGUGUCUAAAAACGCCAUACUUAAUAUAUAUUGUUGAUUCAUUAAUGUUGAACUCAUGAUCAUGACCAUGAACUCAUGACCCAUGCCUGAACAAACCUGAUCUAACACAUACAUUUCUCCUCAAGGCACAUCAUGGCCUUUUUAUACUUAGGAACCCGUGUCAGCACUUCAGCACUGUGCUUGGGGUUCAUUUAAAACAAUGAAUUGCCAGCCAAAAACACAAAACUGUGAAAAAUGUGGUACCGAAUAAACCCCAAAAAGGACACUUGUGUACAGUAUUAGAGCUGAAACAGGAAUGCGUACUGUUGUCUUUGACCUUAGUGGGGAAUGCACACAUGCACCAGGGGACAAAUUUUUCACUGCUCCUGAAUGACCCUAGAAGUGCUACAAGAACUGACUGGAGAGCGGGGCAUCCGGCUGGCUCAGUCAGUGGAGCAUGCGACUCUUAAUCUCGGGGGUAUAAGUUCGAGCCCCACAUUGGGUAGAGAGAUGACUUAAAAUUGUUUUAAAAAAGAAUGAUUUGGGGGUUACAAAUAAAUGUUAGUGAGUAGGCAAAUUUGCACAUGUGGAACGCUCAAAUAGUAAUGAGGAUCGACUCUUGUUUAGUUUUGUCAAGGGCAAAGUGGUAUUAUAGAAAAGAUAGAAGCUUUGAACUCUGAACUUGGUGAAUCCCCACUCUGGUCCUUUUUACUUUUAAUUACAAAUUGAGCUUCAUCUUCUGUUUCUGUAAAUAGAGACAAUAUUUAAUUUGCAAAAGUAUUAUCAGGAUUAAAUGAGAUUAUUUGUACAUCAUAGGUCCAGAAACAUUUUGUCACAUAGUAUAUAUUAAAUAAAUGAUACUUACUGCUAUUAUUAGAUAUACUAAAUACAGAAUCUCAUGAUUUAGAGAACAUUUGUAUUCUGGGCAAAAUGCAGAAUCUUUCAACCUUUUCAUAUAUGAUAUGCCUUUAUAUUUAAUAUUUAAAAUACUUUAUGUUGCAACCUUUUUUUUUUUUUUUAAAGAUUUUAUUUAUUUAUUCGACAGAGACAGGGACAGCC